AUGUCAAGAAACGGCAGCGCUGUUAUCCUCGCCGGGGCCUCAAGUGCCCCCUACCCGCAAGGUCGCCUCGCAAUCAGCACCGCCAAGACACACACGUUCUUCAUCUCUGGUGUUACAUCGAGACGUGCUGAUGGCUCCCUUGGUGGAGUACAGAUCGCAAAUGAUGGCACUGUAACUUUGAGCAUCGAGGAACAGACCUCCGCCGCUCUUGAAAAUAUCGACGCCAUUAUCAAAGAAGCAACGAAUGGAAAGGGCGGGCUCGACAAUGUCAUUGAUGUCACUGUCUUUCUCACCAACUUGGGUGCGGAUUACGCCGGGAUGAAUAAAAUCUGGGUCAAGGCCUGGCCUAACCGUGAGGGUGCUCCGGCAAGGACCUGCGUGGGUGUUAAGGAGUUGCCGAGUCCAAAUCUCUUGGUUGAACUCAAGGCAACAGCUCUUAUAGAAGACAACUAG
Clonostachys rhizophaga is the source of this 453-nucleotide messenger RNA. The record is from the annotation of a GenBank genome assembly. Lineage: Eukaryota; Fungi; Ascomycota; Sordariomycetes; Hypocreales; Bionectriaceae.